CCAGCAGCCUCAAAACCCCAACAAUCAGGCUGACACCGACUCUGACAAAGUCCUGAUCGAGGAAGGUCGAGCUUUUAAAAGAUCACAUCUGGAUAGUGGAUCAGAAAGCGGCUAGAGUCGAGAGGAAACUCCUGCGCAAGACGAAAUGAUCGUGAGGAGAUUCUGCAGGGAAGAUGUCUUAUCACAGUAAGGAGUUAAUGGAUCAUGUUGCCUUCGUGCCUCCUCUGGCUCUCCACGGCAUCUCCAUGGAUAACAGCGGUGCGCACUACAGAGACGCGCUCCGGCUCGGACUGCCCUUCCACCUGGACGCUGCCUACCUGGACCCCGGCCAGAGGUCCCCCUACAGACGUUUGUCGUACUUCCCCUUCGGUGUGUGUGAUUAUUCCUUCGAGCCCGCGUUUAUCCGCAAAAGGAACGAACGGGAGCGCCACCGGGUGCGCUGCGUAAACGAGGGUUACGCGCGUCUCCGGGAGCAUCUGCCGCAGGAGUUUGAGGACAAACGACUCAGCAAAGUGGAGACACUGAGGGCGGCCAUCGACUACAUCAAACACCUGCAGAAACUUCUGGACAUGAACGUCUCCGGGAUGCAGAUGUCGCUCGGAGACAACCAGAGGACAGAAUGCAACAGUGAUGGAGAGUCCAAAACCAGCCUGAGCGACAGCGGGGAGGCGGUUUACUAGAUGUUUCUCUCCAAAACCUGCUGAAUAUUAAGGAGGAAAAAGACACAAAAAUGAAAAGACAGUGAAAGACAACCUUGUGUUUUUACAGUAGAGAAUAAAAUCUACUUUAAAUGAGCUUUUAAUUGACUUUGUGACUGCCUGCUUUUGUUGUUAACGCACAGCAAAUAUCAGAAAAAGCAGAUAUUAAAAGCAAAAAACAACAAAUAUGAGCAUGGACUUUCAUUCUUCACUUUUGAAGACAGUGCAUGUUGCAAAAUAAUCUAUUUUUUCUCACUUAUUUUGCAGCAUGUUUUAGUUUCAGGUGCAGUGAUGUAUUGAAAUAUCAAGGUCAUUUUUUGAGGUCAUUUCUGUUUACCAGCAGUUCUCCUGCAUGAAACACUGAAUAAUCUUCACUGCAAAAGCUUCUGACUAAAAUGACAGUGGAGUCCUGGCCAGGUUAUGCAAGAAAAAAUUGAAUAAACCUUUUUUGAGGGACGAAAUGCUCGAUAAAGACAGUUUAGAGCACAAAUAAAGCCAUAAUUUAAAGUCUCUUGCAUUAUUGUGGACUUUGAUGACCUAAUAAUCAGUAAUUCAAAUUAAGUUUCCACCUUUAAGACCUCUAAAUUAAGGAAUCAAAAGUAGAAAAUACGUUUUUAUAAUGCAGUUUAAAUGUUAUGGCUUUCCUUUUUUAGACAAACUUGUAGU
Molecule: messenger RNA, 1364 nt
Organism: Amphiprion ocellaris (clown anemonefish)
Lineage: Eukaryota; Metazoa; Chordata; Actinopteri; Pomacentridae
Product: achaete-scute homolog 4-like
Exons: 2
Coding region: 174-680 (168 amino acids)
Biological process (GO): developmental process; regulation of transcription by RNA polymerase II
Molecular function (GO): protein dimerization activity; DNA-binding transcription factor activity, RNA polymerase II-specific; RNA polymerase II transcription regulatory region sequence-specific DNA binding
Source: RefSeq, a predicted model, not a curated record